Molecule: messenger RNA, 1396 nt
Organism: Ylistrum balloti
Lineage: Eukaryota; Metazoa; Mollusca; Bivalvia; Pectinida; Pectinidae
Product: proteasome subunit alpha type-1-like
Exons: 11
Coding region: 77-946 (289 amino acids)
Biological process (GO): ubiquitin-dependent protein catabolic process
Cellular component (GO): proteasome core complex; nucleus; proteasome core complex, alpha-subunit complex
Source: RefSeq, a predicted model, not a curated record
AAGGAGAAUCACAAAAAUCCGAAGUCACGCUGAAUUCAGAAGAAACCGGUGUUUGUAUUAGCACUAAACAUUGAAUAUGUUCAGAAAUCAGUAUGACAAUGAUGUGACGGUGUGGAGCCCGCAGGGUCGUAUACAUCAAAUUGAAUAUGCCAUGGAAGCUGUGAAGCAGGGAUCAGCAACUGUAGGUCUCAAAUCUAAAACACAUGCCAUUCUCGUGGCUUUAAAGAGAGCUCCAUCAGAGUUAUCUGCCCAUCAGAAAAAGAUCAUCCCUAUAGAUGACCAUGUGGGUGUUUCUAUAGCAGGACUAACAGCAGAUGCCCGACUUCUUAGUAAUUUCAUGAGAUCUGAGUGCCUAAACUCCAGGUAUGCCUAUGACCAACCUCUGCCUAUAUCUCGUUUAGUGGGCUCCAUCGGCUCAAAGUCACAAAUCCCUACCCAGAGGUAUGGACGUCGGCCAUUUGGUGUUGGUCUCUUAGUAGCUGGCUAUGAUUCUAUGGGACCACAUAUUUACCAGACCUGUCCCUCGGCUAACUACUAUGACUGUAAAUGCAUGGCUAUCGGCGCCCGGUCCCAGUCUGCACGAACAUACCUAGAGAAGUACAUGGACAAGUUUGGGGAAUGCACACUUGAGGAACUGGUGAAGCAUGGUUUGCGAGCCCUGAGGGACACACUACCAUCUGAAGUGGAGCUCACUACAAAGAACUGCUCUCUAGGAAUUGUUGGAAAAGACAUUGAUUUCACAAUCUAUGAUGAUGAUGCUGUAACCAACUAUCUAGCCAUGAUAGAGGGUGAAGACAAGGACCGUGGAUCCUCUGGUGAAGGCGAGCAGGCCGAUGAUGCUGCUUCACCUAUGGAGGUACAAGGAGAGGAUGGACAGGCCGCACCUCCAGCAGACCCUGCCCCUGCUGCACCAGAGGGCGAGGAACAGCAGGCUAUGGAACAUUGACCAACCUUCUAGGCAACAGGAACUGUACAAACGUCAUCUCAUCGUCAUCUGACACAUUCACACAUUCUUAUUGUCAUCUGACACAGGACUUCAGACAUUUGUAAAUAUUCUACGGCCAUUCUUCAGAGAUUGAUCAGCAAGUACUGGACCUAUGAUAACUAAGCUGAGGAUGCGUUGCUGUAGCAUGCUAAGUUUAGAGUAUACAGACGAGGCUAGUGUGUCCUACAGGAACAGGGUUUAACUGGAAUCUUUUAAGUGCUACAGGGAGCAGUGGAUACAUUAACGGUGUACGUGGCCUUGUAAUACUGUACAGAACAGCCAGCGUACAAACCUCUACAGGACCUCAUUUUCCUGAAGACAAAAGUAGUGCUAUGUAAAAACCGUCACAGAGAGGGAAACAUCUACAAUGUUAUAUUUAUUGAUGAGAAAUAAACAUGUUUACACAAUGGU